UCUAUAGGAAAAUUGUAGAUUUUCGAUCGAGGCAAAAUGAGCGCGAAAAUAUAUUUAUAAUACAAAAGUUAAUUCAAUUUGUUGUAUUUUAAAUUUAUGUUUAUUUUUAAAUAGUUAAGAAAGUAGAAAAAAUUACUAUUCAUCGAUUUAUUUUUACAAUGGAUUAUCGAGUAAAUUUAUUGAAAAAUGUUCAUGAAAAAUUACCAUUACCUGAGCCAACAGGUGAUACAUUUUUAAUAAGAGGUGAUUAUGAAUAUUGGCAUUACGGAUGUGAUGGUUUUAACGAUAAGGGCUGGGGAUGUGGGUAUAGGACAUUACAAACAAUAUGUUCGUGGAUGAAGAAAAAUAUAAAUUCAAAUCAAUCUGUUCCUAGUUUAAGAAAAAUUCAAGAAAUACUCGUCAAUCUCGAAGAUAAAGAAUCAACGUUCAUUGAUUCGAAAGAUUGGAUAGGAAGUAUCGAAGUUUGCUUGGUAUUGGAUGAACUUUAUAAAAUUGUCAGUAAAAUAAUUCAUAUACAAUCUGGUAAAGAAUUAAUUAAUUAUGUUAAUUUACUGAAGGAUCAUUUCGAGCAAAAAGGAUGUCCAAUAAUGAUGGGUGGUGAUCGUGAUUGUUCUAGUAAAGGAAUUGUAGGCAUACAUUUUGGAGAGAAAGAAAUUUAUUUACUUGUUGUCGAUCCACAUUUUUUAGGGAGAGCAAAAUCAAUUGAUCAAUUACAAAAUGAUCAUUGGAUAAAGUGGCAGAAUUUAAAGGAAUUUAUUGACAGUUCAUUUUAUAAUUUAUGCCUACCACAAGUUACAAUUUAAAAUUGAAAUAGAAAAUAAAAUUUAUUUUUCAA
Leptopilina boulardi is the source of this 835-nucleotide messenger RNA. RefSeq names its product ufm1-specific protease 1 (gene Ufsp1). The transcript has 3 exons. The record is from RefSeq and is a predicted model, not a curated record. The coding region runs from base 159 to 803 and encodes 214 amino acids. NCBI's taxonomy places the organism in Eukaryota, Metazoa, Arthropoda, Insecta, Hymenoptera, Figitidae.